This is a messenger RNA of Mesocestoides corti, 2168 nucleotides long. The record is from the annotation of a GenBank genome assembly. NCBI's taxonomy places the organism in Eukaryota, Metazoa, Platyhelminthes, Cestoda, Cyclophyllidea, Mesocestoididae.
AAGGUCUUAAAGCAGUCAUUCAGCGGCCAGAAUUGGCAGUGAAGAAGAAACCUAAAAGAAAACAAAAAGUUAAAUGUAGGAAGAAGCUAGCAAACGCUACUUUAAGCACUCUGAAGCAUUCUAACAGGACUGAAUACACCAGUGAUACAUUAGAAUCUGAAAUCCAAGCAUCUAUGUUCCGCAUUUUGAAUGAAAAGUUAUACAACUGUUCUAGCACCGAUGCUUCACAAUACUUUUCAGAAGACCCGUUUGCUUUUGAGGUGUACCACAAGGGUUUUCAAAAACAGUUGAGUAAAUGGCCAUCCGAUCCACUAGAUUGGCCAGAAAAAAUAAUUAAGUCGGAUUUUAAAAAAUCUAUUGUUGCGGAUAUGGGUUGUGGGGAUGCUCGUCUUGCAUUACACCUGAAGGGGGUAGCCACCGUUCAUUCGUUUGAUUUAGUCGCCGUUAACGAGCGGGUUACCGUUUGCGAUAUGGCACACACGCCCCUGAAUAAUUCGUCAGUUGAUGUGGUUCUGUUUUGCCUCGCACUCAUGGGAACUAAUUGUCGUGAUUUUAUUUAUGAAGCUAAUCGAAUACUAAAGAUGAAUGGCACUCUCUUAAUUGUGGAAGUGGCUAGUCGUUUCGAUGCGUCAUUUAAGAGAUUCCUCAAGCUUCUUAAACCGUUUGGUUUUAAAGUAGAAAAGUGGGAGAUCACAGAAGAUUCCUAUUUUGCCCAUGGACGACUGUGCAAAGUGAAAGAUCUUUCAACGUGUUCGGAGAUGGAGGCGAUUAUAGGCCACGUUCGAGAGGGGAAUUUGGCGGAAACACGCUUGUGGCUAGAUAUGAGUGAGAAUGACGUUAAUCAGGGCGACGAACACCGAUUCAGUUUGCUUCACUGGGCAGCUCGUGAGGGCCGCCGUGCCAUCGUUGAACUGCUCAUUUCCCGAGGAGCCCGCGUGAAUGCCACCAAUCUGGGGGACGAUACUGCUCUCCACCUUGCAGCUGCUCACGGUCACUAUGAUGUUGUGUACUUUCUACUGACCAACUUCAGGUUGGCAUUGCUGAUAAAAUUCGGGGCGAGCUUGAUGCAAGAAAAUAAGUAUGGUUCAACCCCACUGGAGAUCGCACGUCCCCGGGCUGCGGCGAUGUUGGCACCAAUGGCGCAGAGCUAUGGCGCUGAUUUGGUUCGACGAAGGCCCUUCCGCGAUCAGAGCUGGAUUGGUACGAAGACUCGCGCAAGGGACGCAACCAUUUACAAAUUAGACGGAGACGCCUGGGACCCCCGAGACGUUGAACUUUCCGGUGCUCUUGCUGAUGGACACGGAGCCGAAGUUCUACGAGGGUUUUUUCGAAACAAAGAAGUUGUCGUGAAGAUGCUAAAGUUAAAACAUUACACAGACAGGCAGGCCCGAGAUUUCAAGGAGGAGUUCCCUCGCCUGCGCAUUUUUAAUCAUCCCAAUAUCUUGCCUGUCUUGGCUAUCUUCAAUGCCACACCUCGACUGUGUGUAAUUAGCGAGUUCAUGCCAUUCGGGACACUUUACAACCUACUUCACCCCCCUCCACCGGGACCUCAGCAGAUUCUUGACGAGAAUGCGCAUCCACACGAGCCUCCGGUGGUUUCUCUACGACAGGCACUUCGGUUUGCGUUGGAUAUCGCCAAGGCCAUGGAGUUUCUUCACACACCGGAACUGAAAGUGCCGAAUUUCAGACUGAACUCGCGUCAUGUUUUGAUUGAUGAAGAUAUCGCUAAGAUUGGAAACCCAGUGGACGAAGAUAUGCCUGAUGACGAAAUGCUGAUUGCCCGUCUGGAUAUGGCGGAUUACAAGUUUUCGUUUCAUGAGAAAGCUAGGGAGUACAACCCUGCUUGGAUGUCUCCUGAGGCCCUUCAGAAGAAACCACAGGAUAUUAACCUGCAGGCUUCGGACAUGUGGAGCUUCGGCGUUAUCUUAUGGGAGCUAAUCACCCGCAUGGAGCCAUUUGAGGGCCUCGACCCCAUGGUAAUUGGAAUGCAGGUGGCCACAGAAGGUCUUCGAUUACCUCGUCUUGCAAAUAUGGAUUCGCGGAUUGUGCGCUUGCUGGAUCUCUGCAUGAACGAGGAUCCCGGGAAACGACCGCAGUUCGACAUGCUCCUCCCGCUUCUCGAUAAGAUGCGCGAAAGAGCGGGCCAGCCAACGGCGGUGACCAGCUGA